Molecule: messenger RNA, 7364 nt
Organism: Peromyscus eremicus (cactus mouse)
Lineage: Eukaryota; Metazoa; Chordata; Mammalia; Rodentia; Cricetidae
Gene: Prdm16
Product: PR/SET domain 16
Exons: 17
Coding region: 1-3993 (1330 amino acids)
Cellular component (GO): nucleus
Molecular function (GO): protein binding; histone H3K9 methyltransferase activity
Source: RefSeq, a predicted model, not a curated record
AUGACAGCCACCGUUGCUGCUUCUCCACAGCAGAGCCGGGCAGCGUAUCCUCAGGUGGCUACACAGAUGAAGUCGCCCGCUUCUCACGUGAACAGUGAGGGAGAGCUCGGCUAUGCUGCCUGUAGCAUGGUGGUUCCUGGAAGAGCCUGGUGGGGUCUCCUCCCUGGGGCCACUGGCACUGCAUACCUGCUGCCAGGUGACGGUGACGUUGUAAAUAAUAUGUAUGAACCCGACCCGGACCUGCUGGCCGGCCAGAGUGCCGAGGAGGAGACUGAGGACAGCAUCUUGUCCCCCAUCCCUAUGGGGCCGCCGUCCCCCUUCCCCACCAGCGAGGACUUCACUCCUAAGGAGGGCUCGCCCUAUGAGGCUCCUGUCUACAUUCCUGAAGACAUUCCAAUCCCACCAGACUUCGAGUUGCGAGAGUCCUCCAUCCCAGGAGCUGGUCUGGGGAUCUGGGCCAAGCGGAAGAUGGAAGUUGGGGAGAGGCUUGGCCCCUACGUGGUGGCGCCCCGGGCCGCACUGAAGGAGGCCGACUUUGGAUGGGAGCAGAUGCUGACGGAUACAGAGGUGUCAUCCCAGGACAGCUGCAUCAAAAAGAUCUCUGAAGACUUGGGCAGCGAGAAGUUCUGUGUGGAUGCCAGUCAGGCUGGGGCUGGCAGCUGGCUCAAGUACAUCCGUGUGGCGUGUUCCUGUGAUGACCAGAACCUCACCAUGUGUCAGAUCAACGAGCAGAUUUACUAUAAAGUCAUUAAGGACAUUGAACCUGGAGAAGAGCUGUUGGCCCAUGUGAAAGAGGGCGCCUACUCCCUGGGUGUCAUGGCACCCAGCCUGGAUGAGGACCCCACAUUCCGCUGUGACGAGUGUGAUGAGCUCUUCCAGUGCAAGCUGGAUCUGAGGCGCCACAAGAAGUAUGCAUGCAGCUCUGCAGGGGCCCCACUCUAUGAGGGCCUCGGGGAGGAACUCAAGCCUGAGGGCCUCAUCGGGGGCAGCGAUGGGCAAGCACAUGAGUGCAAGGACUGCGAGCGGAUGUUCCCCAACAAGUACAGCUUGGAGCAACACAUGAUUGUCCACACGGAGGAGCGUGAGUACAAAUGCGACCAGUGUCCCAAGGCCUUCAACUGGAAGUCCAACCUCAUCCGCCACCAGAUGUCUCACGACAGUGGCAAGCGCUUCGAAUGUGAAAACUGUGUCAAGGUGUUCACGGACCCCAGCAACCUCCAGCGUCACAUCCGCUCACAGCACGUCGGUGCCCGGGCCCAUGCCUGCCCCGACUGCGGCAAAACCUUCGCCACAUCCUCUGGCCUCAAACAGCACAAACAUAUCCACAGCACAGUGAAGCCAUUCAUAUGUGAGGUCUGCCACAAGUCAUACACGCAAUUCUCCAACCUGUGCCGGCACAAGAGGAUGCAUGCUGACUGCCGAACGCAGAUCAAGUGCAAGGACUGUGGGCAAAUGUUCAGCACUACCUCCUCCCUCAACAAGCACCGGCGCUUCUGUGAGGGCAAGAACCAUUAUACGCCGGGCAGCAUCUUCACCCCAGGCCUGCCCUUGACCCCCAGCCCCAUGAUGGACAAGACAAAACCCUCCCCCACCCUCAACCACGGGGGUCUAGGCUUCACUGAGUACUUCCCCUCCAGACCUCAUCCUGGGAGCCUGCCCUUCUCAGCUGCCCCUCCAGCCUUCCCCACACUCACCCCAGGCUUCCCAGGGAUCUUCCCUCCAUCCUUGUACCCACGACCACCUCUGCUACCUCCCACGCCACUGCUCAAGAGCCCCCUGAACCAUGCACAGGAUGCCAAGCUCCCCAGCCCACUGGGAAACCCAGCCCUGCCCCUGGUCUCUGCGGUCAGCAACAGUAGCCAGGGUGCCACGGCGGCCACGGGGCCAGAGGAGAAAUUUGAUGGCCGGUUGGAAGAUGCAUAUGUGGAGAAGGUUAAAACCAGGAGCCCUGACAUGUCAGAUGGCAGUGACUUUGAAGAUAUCAACACCACAACGGGGACAGACUUGGACACCACCACAGGCACAGGCUCAGACCUGGACAGUGAUGUGGACAGUGACCGAGACAAGGGCAAGGACAAAGCCAAGCCAGCUGAAAGCAAACCUGAGUUUGGGGGUGAAUCGGUGCCCCCUGGGGCCAUAAACAGUGUGGCUGAGGUGCCAGCCUUCUACUCACAACAUUCAUUCUUCCCACCACCUGAGGAACAACUGCUGACGGCCUCGGGAGCCGCCGGUGACUCCAUUAAGGCCAUCGCAUCCAUCGCUGAGAAGUACUUCGGUCCUGGAUUCAUGAGCAUGCAGGAGAAGAAGCUGGGCUCGCUGCCCUACCACUCUGUGUUCCCCUUCCAGUUUCUGCCCAACUUCCCCCACUCUCUCUACCCCUUCACGGACCGAGCCCUCGCCCAUAACUUGCUGGUCAAGGCUGAGCCAAAGUCACCCCGGGACGCUCUCAAGGUGGGCGGCCCCAGUGUAGAGUGCCCCUUCGACCUCACCACCAAACCAAAAGAGGCCAAACCUGCCCUGCUCAGACCCAAGGUUCCCCUGGUCCCCUCAUCUGGUGAGGAACAGCCGCUAGACCUGAGCAUCGGCAGCAGGGCCCGAGCGAGCCAGAAUGGAGGCAGCCGUGAACCACGGAAGAACCACAUCUACGGUGAACGGAAGCCUGGGGUUGGUGAGGGGCUGCCUAAGGUGUGCCCAGCACAGCUGCCCCAACAGCCAUCCCUGCACUAUGCCAAGCCCUCGCCCUUCUUCAUGGAUCCCAUCUACAGCAGGGUAGAAAAGCGGAAGGUGACAGACCCUGUGGGAGUCCUGAAAGAGAAGUACCUGCGGCCAUCCCCACUGCUGUUCCACCCCCAGAUGUCAGCCAUAGAAACCAUGACAGAGAAGCUGGAAAGCUUUGCAGCCAUGAAGGCCGACUCAGGCAGCUCCCUGCAGCCCCUGCCUCACCACCCCUUCAACUUCCGGUCCCCACCCCCAACGCUCUCGGAUCCCAUCCUCAGGAAGGGCAAGGAGAGAUACACAUGCAGGUACUGUGGCAAGAUCUUCCCCAGAUCUGCGAAUCUCACAAGACAUCUGAGGACACACACUGGGGAGCAGCCAUACAGGUGCAAGUAUUGUGACCGGUCAUUCAGCAUCUCCUCGAACCUCCAGCGGCACGUGAGGAACAUCCACAAUAAAGAGAAGCCAUUCAAGUGUCACCUGUGCAACCGCUGCUUUGGGCAGCAGACCAACCUGGACCGGCACCUGAAGAAGCAUGAACAUGAGGGAGCACCAGUGAGCCAGCACUCUGGGGUGCUCACGAACCACCUGGGUACCAGCGCCUCUUCCCCCACCUCCGAGUCGGACAACCAUGCACUUUUAGAUGAGAAGGAAGAUUCCUACUUCUCUGAGAUCCGAAACUUCAUCGCCAACAGUGAGAUGAACCAGGCAUCUACUCGGAUGGACAAACGGCCUGAGAUCCAAGACCUGGACAGCAACCCCCCGUGUCCAGGCUCAGCCAGUGCAAAGCCAGAGGAUGUAGAGGAGGAGGAAGAGGAAGACCUGGAGGAAGAGGAUGAUGACAGCUUAGCUGGGAAGUCACAGGAGGACACCGUGUCCCCCACACCUGAGCCUCAAGGAGUCUAUGAGGAUGAGGAGGAUGAGGAACCACCCAACUCCCUAACCAUGGGCUUCGACCAUACUCGAAGGUGUGUUGAGGAGCGAGGAGGCGGUCUGUUAGCUUUGGAGCCGACGCCAACCUUUGGGAAGGGGCUGGAUCUCCGCAGAGCAGCUGAGGAAGCAUUUGAAGUUAAAGAUGUGCUUAAUUCCACCUUAGAUUCUGAGGCUUUAAAACAAACCCUGUACAGGCAGGCUAAGAACCAGGCGUAUGCAAUGAUGCUGUCCCUCUCUGAGGACACUCCUCUCCACGCCCCCUCCCAGAGCUCACUGGAUGCUUGGUUAAACAUCACAGGAGCCUCAUCAGAGUCUGGAGCCUUUAACCCCAUCAACCACCUCUGAGGUCCUGGAGGCCCCAGGGCCGGAGUCCAAAGCCAGGUUACCAGCUGCGGGAGAUGGAAAAGGGGCCAGGGAGAAGCUCCUGACACCUUCAUUUUGCCUCACCUCCACUUCCAGCCCUACCCGCCACGGCUCAAGUCCAGCUUCUCCAAUGAAACUCAGAACCUGAAGGUCCCUCGAGUAGCCACUGACCUUCACCACCUUUCAGAACUGGCCUCAAGGACACGGUCUGCAGUGGUGCAGUGCAUGGCCACACAGGAGCUGCUCACCGUAGCUGCCUAUCAGAUAACUAGUGAGCAGGGGUGGGAUCUCCAUCCCAACAGGAGCCAGUUGGCCACAUCUGGGCAGCUGCAUGGUAUGAAGGAGGGGAAUGGAAACAAGUGGGCAUGUGCUACGGAGAGAGACCUCACAAAUGAUUUUUAUAAUGAAAAUUACACAAGUAACCCUUUUGGUAAUCUUAUUGACUAUAGAGUCUAUUUAAGCAUGUGGGUUUUAAAAAUAGACAGUAUUUUUUAAAAAAUCAAAAAUGACUUGCAAAAUGUUUUUUAAAAGUAAUUUUGCAUUGCUUUGAAAAUUCAGCUUAUUGGCAAACCCACACCUGCCAGGACGUGGAGCACUGCUCGGGUGUGCCCUUUAUAAUGUAGAUAAUGGAGAAUUUUCUAUCCCCGACCCUGUUUGUACAAGCCAAGGUGAUUCUGGGUGUCCCUGACACAGGAUAAGGGGCAUGGAGCCAUCUGAAUAGCAUGCUGACUACACGGGAAUUUUUGGUCACGGUGCCUGGCUGCAGGUUUGUGGAGGCCAGGUCAGGGAGGUUGUCUUGCUCCAUGUGGCCUGCAGAGGAAUCCACCAGUCCCCACCCAAGACCCCCCAAUUGUAUGGGGAAGUCGGGAGCCGGUGGCUCAGGUCUUCCAUGCUGGACACCUAAUGGUCUUUCCCCUUCAGCAGCCCCAGCGCUGGCCCUGACUGCUGCUCUUCUGAAGGUCGGGCUCUGGGCCAUGUCUAGGAGGCCUCCAGCCUUCUACUCUCCCCAACCCUGGCAGUCGGAUGUCCUCCCCAUGGCCACUAAGCAUGGGGAGCCUACCUACCUGCUCCACCGCUCCAGGAUGCCAAGCACUACCUGUGCCUAAGACUCCAGCUCAACCACAUAGCCGCCACGUCUGCUCUUUGUGUGGGGUUCUGGUGAGAUGCGGUCAGGAACAAAAGGAGGAUCCAGGGGGCCUGCCAGGCAAAGAGCAGAAACAGCACAGCCUCGGGACCAGAUGCCUCACUCCUUUGGGACGGUCAUGAUGUGUCUACUUCUCUGCUUGGAUGGGCUUUAAAUUAUUCCCACAGGGGCCAACUUCAAAUAAUUUUUUUCUCUGAUGGAAUUUACCUUAAUCUGUAUAUAACUUGUAAUUUUUUUAAUUCAUUUCUUUCCUUAUUUUAUUUCUUCCUUAACAGUAUUUUUGGCAUUGGACAACUUAUUCUGAAGAAAUGAUGUUAAUAUAAGUAUGUAGUGAAGGACCAAAACCGUGUGACAAGGUUGUGUGCUGUGUGAUCGGUAACCAGGGAGUGGGCGGUUGUUAAUGUGCCAAAUACCCCUGCGUCCCUCCCUCGAGGAGUCUUGCGGUCACCGCUGCCCAUUUACCAGACAAUCAUAUGAUUUUGUUAAAUUUGAGUUUUUAAGCAAGUGUUCUAUUUAUUUUAUCGUUUUGAAGGAAAAAAAAAUGAGUAUCCCAACAAGAAAAAGGGAGGGAAUCCUUCCUGGAUUGCCCUUUAAAAAAAAUGAGAGAUAGUGUCAACAGCCACGGUGCAAGUGUGUCACACUACGGGCAUGUCAGUGAUUCCCCCUGGGAGCAACAUGAACAUCCAAGCAGGUGUGUUUCGUGAAUGCUGUGGCUGUUCUGGGGCAAAGACAAUCAUCUCUGCUGAUGCGGAGUAGCCCAGGCUGUGCUGGAGACUUGAUGGGGACAUCCCUGAAGACACCACUACCCUGCAGGUUCCAGUGAAUCCCAGUGAUGUCAGAUGGAAUAGUCCUCUGUGUGUGCCCAGGAGUACAUGUAUGCAGUUGUGUAUGCAGACUGGGGCAGCGAGGACACUCUUCAGAGGAACUUGCCAUGGUCGGGGUUGUAAGGAUUUGUGGACCCAACUGCUCACACUUCUCACAGGUUCAUGACAUCCUCUUAGUGAUGGGCUAGGGCCUCAGCUUAGGGAUUUCAGGUUCCUCUAGGUGGGAGCUAGAUGGGAUCCCUGUAAAAGUUCAACCUCAGAUAAAUGGAUCCCACAUUUGUAAACCCCAAAUUAUAUGCUUUCUUCUGAGAAAGAGCAAGAUGCGUGCUUUUUUUCUGUGAUGUGACUUUCUCCAAAGUGGGGGAGUCUGUCUGGAUAGAGACUUCUAUGAAACUUUUGGACAGCAGCAGAGCAGCUAAAGGCUUUCCUUUUUGUCCUCUUUGGUACUCCCGACCCCUGUCCUCUCACCCUUCUUUCUCCUUCCCAAGAGUCCCAGCUUUGCUAAGUCAUAUGCUUUGCCCACCCCACCCCCAAAAAAGUGAUGGUAGCAAACCCAGGUUCUCUUGAAUGGUCAACCCUUGGGCCCAGCACUUGGAAUUUGGAGGGCUCUGUCCUUACCUCCCCCAACAAAGACAGCACUUAUCCCCAACUUAUCUGCACUUACCUGCACUGUAUCCCCAACAUGCUGCCUCCAUACUGCAUUGCCCCCAAAAGUGAGCUCUGCCUACCUGGCAUCUCUGCACUCUUGCAGUACCCAGCUGGCUCAAGCCAAGCAUCAGGCACAGGAGACCCUCUCAGGGUCAGGGAGCUGGACUAGGUGUGGGUUCUAAGAUCCUGGCUGCUGGAGAACCAAACCAUACUGUGUUGCCUGUUGCCAUGCAGCAUAGAAUGUCAGGACAAGUGUCCAGCCAGGACUGUUUCCCUAAUGGUAUACUUCCAAUUCUUGUUACUUGCCUCCCAAAAUAGAAAUUCCUAAGAAGGCCUCCUAGUUUAUAUUCCCUCCAGGCCCCAUUCUUCCUGUUACUGCUGCCUUUCCUAGGAGGAAGAUCAGGUAGGAAACAUAGGGCUUCACCAUCCUGCAGGCAAGGUGGAUCCUGCCUGAGUAAGACCAGAGCAUCCCUGUGCAAGCCCAGUAAUGGGUAAGCACAGCCUGGCUGAGCCUGCCCAGCCUGAGGGGCCCUACUUUCCAAGACCAGGAGAGCAGAUGAUCUGUCCAGACCCUGAUUGACCUAACCCCCCUGCCUCUCAGAAUCCAGACUCAGCCGUUGGCUUCCUCUGCCUCAUCUGCUUCCCCAGUGAGUGUUUGUGAAGCACUUGCUUAAAUACAUAUCACGUGUUUUAGACGCGAAGCUCAAAGCACUGGAUUAUGGUCCCUAUCCCGUCCC